Messenger RNA from Eremomyces bilateralis CBS 781.70, 532 nucleotides. RefSeq lists its product as uncharacterized. Lineage: Eukaryota; Fungi; Ascomycota; Dothideomycetes; Eremomycetales; Eremomycetaceae. The record is from RefSeq and is a predicted model, not a curated record. The transcript has a single exon. The coding region runs from base 112 to 408 and encodes 98 amino acids.
AAGGUCAGACUGUCCAAGGACAUGUCGUAUCGUAGCUGUAAUGAAGCUAUCCACUACUCUUCUCCUUCGACUUCUUCGACUUCUUGACCUUUGCAUCUGACUGUUGACUCGAUGCCAUGUCCUCGGCCGCAUCGUCUUCGAGCGCCUUUUUCUUCUUUUUCCUUUCCUUCUUAUGUCCUUCGUCCUUGGAGCCCGUGUCGUCGCGGCUAUCGGAUGAGGGAAGGUGAUCGCUCUUCUUUGACUUCUCCUUGUCCUGCUUCUUGGUCUUCUUCUUUUCUGACCCCUUUUCCUCCUCUACGUGACCGGCCUCUGCUUUGUCCCCUUUCUUGGACUUCUUCUUCUUCUCUGGAGAUGGUGCAACUGCCUCAUGCUCUUGUUCCGCUUUUCGCUUCUUGGAGACUCCAUUGACGGACGUGCUCUUACUCGGGCUUGGCGCAUCCGGCGCAGGUGGUGCUCUGAACUUCGGAGCAACGUCUCCUCGCUUCUUUGGCGACUUCGAUACGAAUUCAAUGUCCUCGUCGCUAUCCGACGG